Messenger RNA from Candidozyma duobushaemuli, 588 nucleotides. It is a transcript of the gene OCA1, whose product is annotated as putative tyrosine protein phosphatase. Lineage: Eukaryota; Fungi; Ascomycota; Pichiomycetes; Serinales; Metschnikowiaceae. The transcript has a single exon. The coding region runs from base 1 to 588 and encodes 195 amino acids. Gene Ontology annotation, biological process: protein dephosphorylation. Gene Ontology annotation, molecular function: phosphatase activity. The record is from RefSeq and is a predicted model, not a curated record.
AUGUCCCAAAUAGCCCUGGAAGACCACCCUGUUGAUCCUUUACAGCCUAAGCGCAUAACCACGGCGCCAGUGCUGCGAAUUAUCCCGCCAUUAAACUUUUGCCCUGUGGAAAAACAGCUAUAUCGGUCUGGCCAACCGCUGGUGAUAAACCAAUCCUUUUUACAGGAGUUGAACUUGAAAACGAUCAUAUGGCUCGCUAGUGAAGAACCAGCAGAGGAGUUUUUGGACUACUGCUCUCGUCAGAAUAUCAAUAUAGAGUUUGUCGGCAUGAUCAACGACUACAAUUACUCCAACAUCAACCCGUGGGACCUGUUGGACGAAAGGACGAUUAAGAACGCCUUGGAGCUCGUGUGUAAUAAAGAGAAUUACCCUCUUUUAGUUUGUUGUGGAAUGGGCCGUCAUAGGACGGGCGCUGUGAUUGGUUGUUUAAGAAGAUUGCAAGGAUGGAACUUGGCUAGUGUUUCGGAGGAAUAUCGUCGUUUUGCGGGUGCUCGUGGCGGAAGGAUCUUGGUGGAGCUUCUCAUAGAGAGUUUUGACGUGCUGACGGUUGAAGUCGAGCCGCUGAAGCUUCCAGAGUACUUGAGGUAG